UCACUGCGAGUUGCCACGGCGAAAGUCUACACAUUUCGUCGCCACACCACUAUCGAUAUGAACUGAGACAUGGACCGAUGACUUGCAUAGCGACUAGUGGGGGCGCGGGCUUCGAUUCAUGUUGCCCCGCAUGCAUGCUCAGGUGGCUGUGGCUUACCUGCAGCUUGAUGGCGAGUCUCCCACAUCAAAGGCCACCAUCAUGACUUCGGGUUUUUUCCGCAAACCUUCUGGCCGUCCACGCCUAAAAGGCUCAUUCAGGUUGCAUCACACCACAGAUCUCGGUGGAUAAACGCGACCAUACUGAGCCCAUAACGACGAGCGCGCAAACAUGAGGCUCCUCAACACGCGUACCCUAACACUCACGGCAUUCAUUGGCAAAGCGCCUGACUAUGUCAUCCUAUCACAUCGAUGGGAAGAGGAAGAACUUAUCUUCGAGGAUGUGAUGAAAAGCCCUAUCAGCGACACGAGCAGCCCGGCCCGAGCCAAACGGGGGUUCUCCAAAGUGCAAGGGACUUGCGCACUCGCACUCAAGGAUGGAUUCGAUUGGGUCUGGAUAGACAGUUGCUGCAUCGACAAAUCCAGCUCUGCGGAGCUUCAGGAGGCGAUCAACUCGAUGUUUCGAUGGUAUCAAGAGGCCCAGAUUUGUUACGCUUAUCUAAGUGACAUUCCGGAUAGGGAGGCUGGUUUUGAUGCAUUCAAACAGAGUCUAUGGUUCACUCGCGGUUGGACCUUACAGGAGUUACUGGCACCAUCCAGUGUCGAAUUCUACGCGACUGACUGGACCUCGAUCGGCUCCAAGGCUUCGCGAGCCGCUGAAAUUGCCCAUAUCACUGGAAUCGACCUUGCCGCUCUUCGGAAUGACUGGCACGAUUUGAAGGACAAGUACUUCGCUGCAGAGAAGAUUUCAUGGUCUUCGCAUCGACUCGUCACUAGAACCGAAGACAUAGCUUAUUGUUUGCUCGGGCUCUUCGAUGCUAACAUGCCGUUGCUGUAUGGCGAAGGGGGGCUUAAGGCAUUCCGCAGGUUGCAGCAAGUAGUGUUUGAGAGCGAAGCUGACCACACGCUAUUCCUUUUCAGAAACAGCGAGCCCGCUAUCACACCAUUGCUCGCGAACUCGGUCAGGCAGUUUUGUCAGAGAGAUCGCUGUAAAGACUGCGUGUCCCAAGUAACAUGCCUUCCUGGCCACAUCACGUAUUCCCAGAUGCGGACGACCCUUGACACUAGAUGGCCAGCAUUCGACGAACACUACCUGAAGCUGGUCAAAGGCGGUGUAAAGCUCAAGGUACAUCGGCUACCGUAUAAAUCCAGCCUCAAAAUUCAGAGCUUGAGAUCCGGUGAUGUCGCUCCUAGAGUAGGCCCGGACAAGUUGGUCGCACUUCUGCCUGUCACUCUCGUAGGACAUGAACGCCACGUCAUAGGAAUCCUUCUUACCCGACUGCCAACAUCAGAAUAUAUUCGCCACGAUGGAGUUCCCUUCUUGGUAGAUAUGAAGAGAUUUCGCGGGAUUGAAAUGGAGCCCCAGACUCUAAUGGUAUCUGACAAGUCCACACGUCCUGCACAUGUCGCUCAUGAUUUCGCCCGUUUUGAGUUCCACAGUUCUUCGUUCACCUUAUCAUCUUGGAGUUGCACUACCAACAGUUAUGAGCACCCGAAAGGAUCUGGCACGAUAAUUACAGUUUCAAAAACUACCUCCGACCGCUUUGCUUUGACGAUAAGGACAUCCAGUACCUCCUCAGGUUUAUCGCCAAUCAUUGUACUGGGCAACUCCAUAAAAGAGCUUCAAUUGCAAAGCGUGGAGAUGCAAGGCGAUGGGUCAACAUCGCGAUUGGAAUCAAAACUGGAUAGCUUUACAAAUCGGAUGAAUAUUCCUCUGGUAUCAAGACAGGGCUGUAUCAAGGUUGCUCUUCGUCGGUUAUGUACCACAUAUACCGAUGACAUUCUCGUUGGUAAAGUCGGUGCUCGUUACCGAGUGGAUGUGGAAUACAUCGGAAACAGCCAUCAAGAUUAAAAGCCUGGAAAGAUAGACGCCGAGACUCAAGACAUCGAUACGGAUGAAAUAUCUGUGUACACCACGGCCGCAGACUGAGUAGCAGAUUACGUUCGUCUCCGCCACACAACAUGGCUGCACAUGCGCUGUCGUAUCUACCUUGGACAUCUUCUGUAUCCCAGCGGGCGCCAGAUGCCAAUAGAACGCGCUAGGUUCCCUGUGCGCAAUCGUAUUAUCACCAUGGCUCUUCUUCUCUAGCAAUACGCACCUACCCGUUCUUCAAUCACGUUGUGGUCUUUCCUGAUGAGGAAAUCUCCCAAUUCGUACGCAACCACUGGCGUUUGGUGCUCAUAACUAUGUGUGUGUGUGUGUGUGAUUAUCGAGCUUUUUCGCCGUUCUUGCUGAAGAGGCUUAGCAUCGAAUACAUGGAUAGCUUUGGAGAAA
Alternaria rosae is the source of this 2431-nucleotide messenger RNA. RefSeq names its product heterokaryon incompatibility protein-domain-containing protein. The record is from RefSeq and is a predicted model, not a curated record. The transcript has a single exon. The coding region runs from base 329 to 2008 and encodes 559 amino acids. NCBI's taxonomy places the organism in Eukaryota, Fungi, Ascomycota, Dothideomycetes, Pleosporales, Pleosporaceae.